AUGGACUUCUUCAAAAAGGUCGGCGAGCACGUCGAGGGUCUCAGCCAGCAGGUUGAGAAUGCCUUUGGCGGCAAGGAAGAGCAGCAGCAUUCUGAAUCUCACGGCGGAGGGAGCCACAGCUAUAACGCUCAGCAGACCGCCAACAACCGCUACCAGUCCUUUGCCCCAGAGUCUAGCGGCAACGCCAAGUGGUAUGUCGACGGCGCCUCUUACUUCUGGGCCGUCUCGCAGGCGAUUGAGCAGGCCCGGGAGAACAUCUUCAUCCUCGAUUGGUGGCUGAGCCCUGAGCUGUACCUCCGUCGUCCUCCGGCCAAGAAUGAGCAAUAUCGACUGGACCGUAUGCUCAAGGCCGCUGCCGACCGGGGUGUCAAGGUUUAUAUCAUCGUCUACAAGGAGGUUGAGGCAGCCCUCACUCUGAAUUCGGCGCAUACGAGAACCUCUCUAGAGAAACUCAGCGAUAAUAUCCGCGUUUUCCGGCACCCUGACCAUCUUCCUACUGGCUAUGACCUCACCAAGGAGCUGGGCAAGUCGUUCAAGGCUUUGACCAACAUGGAUCUGGCCAAGGCUUCUGGUGAUGCCAUCAAGGCUGUCUAUGGUACUGCAGACGGCAUUGUUCUGUACUGGGCACACCACGAGAAGUUGCUCGUUGUCGACAAUGGAAAACUUGCCUUUAUGGGUGGACUUGAUAUGUGUUUCGGACGAUGGGACACCAGCAGCCACCCGAUCGCCGACGCUCAUCCUGGUGACUUGGACGCCAUCAUCUUCCCCGGACAGGACUACAACAAUGCCCGAGUCUAUGACUUUGCCGACGUUCAAGACUGGAACCAGAACAAGCUUGACCGUACCAAGAGCUCUAGAAUGGGCUGGUCUGAUGUCGCUCUGAGCAUGAACGGACCCAUCACUAGCAACCUUGUCGAUCAUUUCGUCGACCGAUGGAACUUCAUUUUCAAGGAGAAAUAUGCCAAGAAGAACCCAGGCAACUGCUCUGAGUGGUCUUCUGGUCAUCCUGUCGAACACUCCAUCGCCAAUGCAUACACCGAAGCCAUUCGCAACGCCAGACACUUUGUCUAUAUCGAGAAUCAGUUCUUCAUCACCGCUACCGAUGACAAGCAGCGUCCUGUUAAGAACAAGAUCGGUGCUGCCAUUGUGGACCGAAUCGUCCGUGCCUUUCAAGAAGGACAACCCUUCCACGUCUGGGUGCUCAUGCCAGCCGUCCCUGCAUUUGCCGGCGACCUGCAGGCCGAGGAGGCACUGGGAACUCGCGCCAUUAUGGAAUUCCAGUACAACUCGAUCAGCCGCGGUGGCUACAGUAUCAUCGAACAACUCCGCAAGGCCGGUAUCCGUGACCCUGGCAGGUACAUUGGAUUCUACAACCUCCGCAACUAUGACCGCAUCAACACGUCUCGAACCAUGGCCGAUGUGGAGGCCCGCGCUGGUGUGUCCUACGAAGAGGCGAGAAGGGAAAGGGACCAGGAACUUGGUGGCUACCCUGACUCAGACUAUCGUGGUGGUGACGAGAACCGUGGAUACUCCGAGUCUAGAGGAUAUCAAUCCGAGUCUAGGGGAUACCAAAGCGAGAGGUCUGGUGGUAGAUAUGAUCGGGAUGACGACCGUGGUGGUUAUUCUGACUCUAGAUAUGGUGGUAGGCCCAGGGAUGAUGACUACCGUGGAGGAUAUCAAGAAAACAGACAGGGCGGUAGGGAUCCAUACAGCCACCCGGGUGCCGACCCUCGCUUUGAGGGGAGACCUCAGCGCCAGGAGUACCAAGGGGGGUACUCCAGUCCUGCCUAUGGCGGUAGGCCACAUGAUGACGAUUAUGGCCGCCGACCCGACUCUCAAGGCUACGGCCGAAGACCUGAGCGCGACGAUUACCGUCACCCCGGCGCGGACCCAAGGUUCGACGGCAGACCGGAGCCUGGUCGGUACCAGGGAGGACACGAAGAGUCGAGGUACGACAGUCGACCACAGCGUCAAGAGUAUCAGGGGGGCGGAUACUCUGAGCAUUCGAGAUACGAGCAAAAGACGACUACGUACGAGAACCAGUCCGGCCAGUCUCGCCCCUCACACGAUCGAUACGACAGAUAUCAGCAAGAGGCCCACAAGGUUGCGGAUAGGACUCUCGAUACCAUCAGCUCUUGCUACAUGGAUCAAGGUCCCAGGGUUACUGACCUGCGCUGGGACGGCAACCCUGAGGAUGAGAUCAACUCUUUCGUGACUGAGGAGCUCUACAUCCACAGCAAGCUCCUCAUCGUCGAUGAUCGUCUCGUCAUCUGCGGCUCAGCCAACCUGAACGAUCGUUCCCAGCUAGGAUCCCACGACUCCGAGAUCGCUGUUGUCAUCGAGGAUCCCACCCCCGUCGAGUCCUACAUGGACGGCCGCCCCUACACGGCCUCCCGCUUCGCCUCGUCCCUCCGGCGCUACAUCUUCCGCAAGCACCUCGGCCUCAUCCCCGACCAGCGCUGGGAUCAGCCCAACCAGAACUGGACCCCCGUCGACCGUGACCCCAACGUAUACGACUGGGGCUCCCCAGCCGACCUCCUGGUCCGCGACCCGCUGCACCCCAAGUUCCAGCAGCUCUGGACCGACACGGCGCGCGUCAACACCGAGACCUUCAGCAGGGCCUUUCACCCCGUUCCCAACGACCACGUCCGCACCUGGAAGGACUAUGACGACUUCUUUGCCCGUCACUUCAUCAUCCCCGGCAAGAAGGGCCAGAAGCCCGAGGAGGAGGCCAAGAAGGGCAAGAUCGAGUACGGCCACAUUAUUCGCGAGGAGUUCCCCGGCGGUGUCAACGAGGUCAGGCAGUGGCUGUCGCGCAUCCGCGGUACCCUUGUGGAGAUGCCUCUCGACUUCCUUGUCGACGUCGACGAUAUUGCCAAGGAGGGUCUGGCUCUCAACGAUCUUACCAAUGAGCUUUACACCUAG
Molecule: messenger RNA, 2925 nt
Organism: Fusarium vanettenii 77-13-4
Lineage: Eukaryota; Fungi; Ascomycota; Sordariomycetes; Hypocreales; Nectriaceae
Exons: 9
Coding region: 1-2925 (974 amino acids)
Biological process (GO): cell motility; intracellular signal transduction; phosphatidic acid biosynthetic process
Molecular function (GO): D-type glycerophospholipase activity
Source: RefSeq, a predicted model, not a curated record